Molecule: messenger RNA, 5209 nt
Organism: Physcomitrium patens
Lineage: Eukaryota; Viridiplantae; Streptophyta; Bryopsida; Funariales; Funariaceae
Molecular function (GO): protein binding
Source: RefSeq, a predicted model, not a curated record
UCCGUCCUGACGCUGAAGGGACGACAUGCCGACGAAGUCUCAAGGAACUCCGAAGAAGUGCGCAUCAAAGAAUGCUGUUGCUCCGAAAAUCAGCGGAGAGUAGAGGCGGAGUGGCAAUUAUGUCUCGGAGACUGGUCUCCAUCGAAGCCAUCAUAAUCGACGCUCGUUGUGGAAUGAUAUUGUUACACGAAGCUCGCACUUGUUUCUUUUAUGUUCCGUAAGUUGGCAGACGAGGCGCUAGCGUCUCUUUUUCUACUUUCUCGCCUUCCUCCCAAUUUUUUGUCGCGUCAUAUCAUACCUGUCACGUUCUCCGUUCUCAAACCUGCAUCUCCUGCAACAUUCCAUGUCCUCAUCAAGCCGAAGACGAGUACAUUUCUGCUUUUUGGCUUCUGUACUAGCAUGGGUAGGGAAGGUUGUUCCAGGGCAUAUUUGGAGGUGAAAGGGCGUUGAAGGGGAUACGGCGUAAGGGGAGGGAGGAUUGUGCUGGAUCAUGAACGUGAUAAGGAGGCAGGUUUCACGUGACUAGGAAGAUUUUAAGUGAUUCUGAGGAGCUUCUGGUGGCAGAUCUAGAGGUUGGAGUUUGGCAAAGCGUGUGGGAGAGCUGGGAUUUUGCUGGGUUUGUUUGUUGCCAGUGAGCGAUGAUGUGGUGGAUCGGUCACUGAGUGUGGCAUCGAAUGGUGGGUUAUUAGUGGUUUGGGAUUGUAGGAGAAGGAGAUGCGUGGGCAGAAGUUGUGGGUUGGGGAUUAGGUGAUGCAGUGCGUGAGUUCUGUGUACUGGUGGUGAGUUUUGGGAUUGAAGCGUCUGGAUUACAAGCGACGGUUUAGAAGAGUGGUUUGGAUGUUUGAGGAGCGUAUGAGGUGGAGGUGGGUGCCAGUUGGCGCAGCGUUGGUGGAAAGAAUUCGCAGUGCAAUGGUAUGAAGUGACUAGUUGUUUCUGUUGCAAGGAUUGCGAAUCCGGAUCCAUUUGUCACUUGAUUUACAAGUUGGGGUACCAGGAGUGGCUUCCCGGGAGUUGCGGGCUAAAUUGGUGCAACAGUGUCUUAGAGCUUCUUCCCCUGCGUCAAAUUCUUCAGUAAGUCGAUCGGUUUGAUGUGGUAUUUGAAAGGGCUAGUGUCCUGAGGAGUUUAAGGCAAGAAGUCGAACCGUAUUAUAUUGGAACCUCCAGGCAUUCUAUUAUCUGGAAAGGUCUAGGAAGACGAAAGACUUGGGGCAUUGUUUAGUGGCACGUAUUAGUGGCAGAGUACAUCUAAUCGUAGUAGUUUCUAAAGAGAAGUACACGAUGAGGACUUCAACCAUGACAGACUGUAUCGAAAAGUGCAGUCCAUCGUAAUGGAUGCAUUCAGCUGUUUUUCUACGCCUAUAUUUUCUCGAGUCUGUCGAGUCACCAUAAGUUGUCGACGUUGGAGACAACUUUCUUUUCCAUUGGCUUACCAAAUACUAUGCAAUGGCUGCCGAGUGAAUCCAGAUUAGGUACAAACAGCGCUGAGGAGGAGUAUGCAUUAAACCUAUGGGAAAUUGGCCAUCUCCUGAAUCAUGAUUCUUCUUUCACCUGCCUUGGGGUUCGUGCAUUUUGGUGGGCUGCUCUUUGCCACUCGGAUCUUCUCAUCUGUUUGGAUAUUGACACGCCAUAUGUCACAUCUUCAUUAAGCUUGUUUCAUGCAUUUAAUGGGCUUGAAUCGAGGUUUCGAGGAAAUCAGGAAUGGGGGUGUUGUCCGAUCAAUUGAAGCUGGCGCUGCCUCCAUGUUCGAAUUGUCAGUUGCUGUAGACCUGCCAAACUGUCGAGGUGGGGUGGCGAGAUAACAGGGUGCUCCGUUGAUGACAUGAGUACCUAUGGGUGUAUUCGCUCCAAGAUGAAGUUAUUUUUGGCAAUUCAUCAAGGCCUGUGAAGAAGUAUGGGAGAGGAGUCUGUGUCGGACGAUGAGUUUCACGAGUCUUUUGAGGACGUCCCUUCCACAUUGAGCUCAGAUAGUACGGGCGAAGGAAGUGAUCGAGACGUACGAAUGCAUACUGCUGGAAUUGCUCCUGCGACCGGCAUUGACCGUCUACCUGUCUGGACGCCUUCCGCUUUCCAAUCCAAGUUUUCUGUUUGGAAGGAUGACCCUGGUACUAUCAAUGAGCGUAGGGAGCGGUUCUUUAAGAAGAUGGGGUUAAAGUCCUCAAGAGACGACCCGACAUAUGCUCACAUUCUUGAUCUUUCGGGAGGAUUCGCUUCGAGUGAGACAGGCUUCAAAAAACCCCGUAAAUUGUGCGAAGAAGCUGUCACAGGAACCCGUGCAGAUGGAUACGUGAAGCCAACGUGUGAAAACUGUGGGGGUGAGCGGAAGGGUGUUUCAACACAAAGAUGUGCGCAUUUGGAGAGUUUACGACCUGAGAAGUUGGGAACAGAUGUAGAACAGGCUUUAAAGCCAUUAUUUACGGAGAACGGUUUCAAAGUUGAUUCGGAUAAUGUUCGGGUGGAAGUUACAGGCUCACGUGCUAUUCAUGAAAGGAACCUUGCAGACACGUGUUGUAUUGCAGGAGGAAAUGGCGAACUAGGUUCCAAAUCUUCAGAUUCCAGGUUCUCCAUAUCUCCAGGCUACAAAACAUGUGAAUGUACCGAUUCAGUUAGCAGCGAUGGGACUCACAAUUUGCAUGAAAGUUGUGGGAAUAAAACAGAAGUUGUUUCAAACCAGGGUAGCAUUCAUAAUAGAUUCGAUAGCGACAGCUCGUACUUAGUAGAAGGUGUUCGUCGAUUAGAAUCAGGGCACCAGCAUCAAGCGUCCAGUUCUCAGGAGAAUCUGUUUCGGUCCUCCGAUACGGACUCUGAAUACGCACUUGGCAGCCCCGAUGUCCACAAUGGGAUCGAGAGCAUCAUGGACGAGCGUUUCAAGAUCCGUGACUUGGACAGUGGAAAACAAUUUUUGAUGAAAAAGUUUAAUAGGGAUGGGUCAUUGAAUAUGCUCCGGGAGAUGGACACUGGUAAGGACUUGACGUUUGCCGAGUUUGAGAGGACUCUAGGCCUAGUGUCCCCAGUUACACAAGAGCUCAAAAUGCGACAACUAGCUUUGGAUGGUCAGGUCAGUAUUCGAAAUUCUGAGCCAAAGACUGACGAAAAAGCUCCAUCCACAACGAAAAGGAGGGGUUGGCUGAGAAAGUUGAAGGGUGCGGUGAAGAGAAAAUCUAAGGAUGGACUGGUCAAGGGUGAAAGUGCACGGAGUGUUGCAGUUUAUGAUAGUGUUGAUGAUAUAGAUGCAUCUUCAGUGGUGGGUAGUAUUUCCGGCGACGCGUCGCCGAAAGGGGACAGCUCAUUUUCAGGUCUGAAAAGAAAGGAGUUCACUAAAUGUGAUUCGAUGCCUGGUCUGCCCAUAGAUGACGUUGACGACUCUUUUUGGAGAAGUCCACAGAAGGUGAAAGUGCGAUCGCGCCAGAAAAGUUCGAGAGACCUUUCAGAUCUUCACUUGAGCCAAGAAAUCUCAGCCCACCAAGGUGCAAUAUGGACGAUGAAAUUUAGUCCCGAUGGGUGCUAUCUUGCUAGCGCUGGUCAAGAUCGGAUUAUUCAUGUUUGGGAGGUUAUUGAUCACCCGUCAGUGACUGAGUCAGAACUUUAUGGUGGCCUUCAUAAGGUUGACAUCGAGCUGAGACAGAGAGAAAGUAGUGUCAAAGGUGAUAAUGAUGGAAGCAUCAAGGCGGGGCAAGAUAGAAUUAUGAGCAAAAUCGACAAAGAAGGAAGUAUCAAGAGUGGAAGAGGGACUCUUCGAAAACUAAAGUCUAGCAACCAAAGCAAGGGUCCAGUUCCGAAGCUCUUCUGGCUCUCCGAGAAACCUAUUUGCUCUUUUAAGGGGCACACAGAAGAUAUACUUGACUUGUCAUGGUCUCGAAGCCAGUUUCUUUUGUCUUCAUCCAUGGAUAAUACAGUACGUUUGUGGCACAUUUCAUAUGACGAGUGUUUGCGGAUUUUUCCUCAUAAUGACUUUGUUACUUGUGCACAAUUUAAUCCUCUUGACGAUCGCUACUUUCUUAGCGGGUCGCUUGAUGACAAAGUGCGGAUCUGGAGCAUUCCUGAUCACCAUGUGGUUGACUGGAGUGAUCUUCAAGAAAUGGUCACAGCUGUAUGUUACACUCCGGAUGGGAAGAAAGCGAUUGUUGGGUCUUACAAAGGGACCUGCCGCUUCUACAACGCUAUAGGAAAUAAGUUGCAGCUGCAAGCUCAUGUAGAUGUACGCGAAGAGUCGAAAAAAGCACGGGGCAAAAAGAUCACUGGACUGCAUUGUAUGCCCAAGGAUCCAAACAAGGUUCUUGUGACGUCAAAUGACUCUCGUGUCCGUGUGUAUGAUGGCCUGGAUCUGGUUGCUAAGUACAAAGGUUUACGAAAUGUAAAGAGUCAAAUUUCAUCGUCCUUUUCUCCAAAUGGAGAUUUCAUCAUCAGUGCCAGCGAAGAUUCUCGGGUUCUGGUAUGGAGUUCUGCUAAUAGAGAUAUUUCAAACAAAUCAUCCCUCUACCGAAAAGACAAGCAACUAUCGUGUGAGGAGUUCACAUCACGCCAUGUAUCAGUAGCAAUAGCUUGGCCGGAUUCUUCCGUCCGCUCAGCAUGUGAUCCUCCCGGUAGGUCAGAGAGGUUUGGCAGUGUACAGGUUGCUAGUGAGCUGGGGUUAUCUCCACCAAGGGAAGAGCCUGUGGUGGUUACAACAAAGGGCACGGAAGAAAACUCGAAAUGCCCAUCGUAUUGCUUAGGACGGUCCCCUCUAGGAAUUUUUGGAUCUGGAAGAAAAAACAGUGUUGCUGUGGCUGACGAACUUACCUCAAAAAAGCAAGUUGAAAGUGGCAGCCUCGGCAACCAUGGUCAUCAGCUCGAUGCAUCCCCUGUAGAUAUUAGCGCUAAGGUGUCGGUACAAUCACUUUCAUUAGAAGAGAAUCCUUCUUACUUGCAGCGGCGUCCAAGCUUCUUCCCCGAGAGAGGAUCCACCACGUGGCCUGAAGAAAAGCUUGAUUCUUUACGAAUGUCCAGGCCGAGUAUGAUGCAGUCAGCCUCCAUUGUUAGCAACAUGAGUGACCUCAAUGGAGGAGAGGUCACCCCUCCUAGUGAUUUGGUCAAUGUUUCCGCUGCUUGGGGAUUAGUGAUCGUUACUGCAGGUUUGGGAGGCGAAAUAACAACGUUUCAAAAUUAUGGCUUCCCUGUACGUCUCUGAAUAUGAAAUUGCGCUUUAUUCAGCGUUAAAACUCUGUUUCUAGCA